CACCGCUGGUUCUAUCAUAUCUACAAUGAGCUACGUCGCUAAGGGAGACAAGCAGGGAGAGGAGGUUGCCCCCAAGAUCCACCGGAUCCGUAUCACCUUGACUUCUCGCAACGUCAAGAACCUCGAGAAGGUCUGCUCUGACCUUGUGCACCGUGCCAAGGACAAGGAACUCCGCGUCAAGGGCCCCGUCCGUCUCCCCACCAAGGUCUUGAAGAUCACCACCCGCAAGACCCCUUGUGGUGAGGGUUCCAAGACCUGGGACACCUACGAGAUGCGCAUCCACAAGCGUCUCAUUGACCUCCACUCUCCUUCUGAGAUCGUCAAGCAGAUCACCUCCAUCCACAUCGAGGCCGGUGUUGAGGUUGAGGUCACCAUUGCCGCUUAA
This is a messenger RNA of Saitoella complicata NRRL Y-17804, 385 nucleotides long. RefSeq names its product ribosomal protein rps20. The transcript has 3 exons. Gene Ontology annotation, cellular component: cytosolic small ribosomal subunit; ribosome. Lineage: Eukaryota; Fungi; Ascomycota; Saitoellomycetes; Saitoellales; Saitoellaceae. Gene Ontology annotation, biological process: translation. Bases 26 to 385 code for a protein of 119 amino acids. The record is from RefSeq and is a predicted model, not a curated record. Gene Ontology annotation, molecular function: structural constituent of ribosome.